AUGGCUGCCCAAGGAGAACCCGAAGUUCAGUUCAGACUUGUUUUGAUUGGUGAUGGUGGUACUGGAAAAACAACAUUCGUGAAGCAUCAUCUGACUGGUGAAUUUGAGAAGUAUGUAGCUACGUUGGGUGUUGAGGUCCAUCCUCUUGGGUUCCAUACCAACAGAGGACCUAUUAAGUUCAAUGUAUGGGAUACAGCUGGUCAGGAGAAAUUUGGUGGACUGAGAGAUGGUUAUUAUAUACAAGCUCAGUGUGCCAUUAUAAUGUUUGACGUAGCAUCAAGAGUUACUUACAAGAAUGUGCCUAACUGGCAUAGAGAUCUGGUACGAGUGUGUGAGAGCAUCCCAAUUGUGUUGUGUGGCAACAAAGUGGAUAUUAAGGACAGAAAGGUUAAGGCAAAGUCAAUUGUCUUCCACCGAAAGAAGAAUCUUCAGUACUAUGACAUUUCUGCCAAAAGUAACUACAACUUUGAAAAGCCCUUCCUCUGGCUUGCUAGAAAACUGAUUGGAGACCCUAACUUGGAGUUUGUCUCCAUGCCUGCUCUUGCCCCGCCAGAGGUGGUCAUGGACCCAGCCUUGGCAGCACAGUACGAGCACAAUUUAGAGGUUGCUCAGACAACUGCUCUCCUGGAUGAAGAUGAUGACCUGUGA
Budorcas taxicolor (takin) is the source of this 648-nucleotide messenger RNA. RefSeq names its product GTP-binding nuclear protein Ran-like. The transcript has a single exon. NCBI's taxonomy places the organism in Eukaryota, Metazoa, Chordata, Mammalia, Artiodactyla, Bovidae. Gene Ontology annotation, biological process: protein import into nucleus; ribosomal subunit export from nucleus. The record is from RefSeq and is a predicted model, not a curated record. The coding region runs from base 1 to 648 and encodes 215 amino acids. Gene Ontology annotation, cellular component: cytoplasm; nucleus. Gene Ontology annotation, molecular function: GTP binding; GTPase activity.